Acinonyx jubatus (cheetah) is the source of this 6153-nucleotide messenger RNA. Its product is annotated as olfactory receptor-like protein OLF3. Gene Ontology annotation, cellular component: membrane. The transcript has a single exon. NCBI's taxonomy places the organism in Eukaryota, Metazoa, Chordata, Mammalia, Carnivora, Felidae. Gene Ontology annotation, biological process: G protein-coupled receptor signaling pathway. Bases 4990 to 6039 code for a protein of 349 amino acids. The record is from RefSeq and is a predicted model, not a curated record. Gene Ontology annotation, molecular function: olfactory receptor activity; G protein-coupled receptor activity.
GAGAUACAGAAUCUGAAACAGGCUCCAGGCUCUGAUCUUCAGCACAGACCCUGAUGUGAGGCUCCAACUCACAAACCGUGAGAUCAUGACCUGAGCUGAAGUCUGAUGCUUAACCUACUGAGCCACCCAGGAGCCCCUAUAAAUUUAGAUUUUUAAAUCUGUUUAUGCGAGGCUGUUAAUUUUGGAGCUUAGAUAAUACCACGAGGAUGUACUAGAAUGUCCACCACACUGGCAAUGCUCACAGAAGCCCGCUGGACUCUGCACAUACAUCAGGGGAGUGAAGCAUAUCUCUCCUGUCUCCAGAAGGAGAUGUAGGGGCAUCUGGAACCAAAAGGGCAGAAUUGGUGCUUCCACCAGAUUUACAUGCAGCUCCAGUCACGGCUUCCUAGAUUGGGGCCUUGAAGGCAAAAGUCUGGUUUGGGCUCCAGGAGCACAUCAUCCAAGCUCAGCAAGCUGGCUUCUCUGGCCUAAGGCUGUAACGAAGAUGUGAGAGGCAGAGGGAUGGAGGAGAGCCUUCCACAGGGAGAAGGGCAGCAGGGAGGCCCUGGCCUGUGCAUUGGGAGUGGUGGCAGCCAUUAGCAUUGUCAUGCAGGAAGCUCCUGGGGGGUUGGGUCAGCCUCCCCUGCCAAUGCAGCUGCUGCCAAAGCUCAUUAGGUCUGUGUGUGUGAGCUGUUGUUGAGCCCUUGUCAACGUCCUCCCAGUAGCGUCCCUCGCAAUGGCAACUGGUCCCUGGUGACUGAGGAGUACCGGGGCCCGAGGAAUUUGGGAUGUCUCUUCACUAUGGUCCAUCCCUAGCUGGAGGGAGAGCUCUUGAGCAGCUUCAACCUAGAGGAAAGCAGACACAUCUCGUUUGUCAGCACUGAUUACCAUCUGAGAGGCUUCCGCAGCCUGUGGGAGUGUGGCCUUAGCAGGGACAGAGACAGAGACAGAGACAGAGACAGAGACAGAGACAGAGACAGAAAUGAAGUGACUUGUUAGGAACUUGGAUCAGGGACAUGAAACAUGGCUGGUGAAAUCUUCUCAAGUAUUGUAGCAAAUGUGGUAAAGUAGCUGUGCUUUGCAGGAACAUGAGCCUUGGGUAUAAUUGUACAAUAGGCUUCUCCAUCCCAAAGCUUCGUCCUGACAUAGAGAGAGACACUUAGGAAAGAAGCUCACAAGUAUGGAGUCUUUUGUUAGGUACUGAUAGUGACUAGCAGGUGGUGGUAAUAUUAAUAUGUUACAUUUCCAGACAAGAAAAGAUAUAUUAUCAAUUGCCUUAUAUCCUCUUAUCUCAAUUAUUUCUGGAGAGUUUGAUUCUCACAAUAUUAUGAUUUUCUUUUUUAGUAACAGAUGAAGUUGUAAGGCAAUUAAGGGCUUAUUCAAAGACCCUUGACACUCAGAGAAUGAACUGGAGGCAAGAUUCAGGUGUCCUAAUUCAUCCCAGGGUUGGUUUUUCUGGCAUUGGCCGUGGGGAUUGCACUGUGGACACUUGCCGGAUGGAGGGAAUUAUAUUGUCAUGAAAACACUGGUCUUAGCUACAGGGAACAAGAAGUAGCAAGAAGAGAAGAAUUUACAUGAGACCAUAAUAAAAUAUGUCACCAAGUGUGUGUCAGGUUUGCAUAUGUUUGAGAAACUGAGUUUCAAGGAUUGGACUCUGAUUAAGUGAAAAGUCAGGUUAACCAAAUCAGGCUAGAAGAAGUUCACAGGACCACAAAGAGAAUAAAGUAACUGUUCUUUCAGGAGACGAAACCAGUCUUGGAGAUACCAGCCACCCAAGCCACCCAGGGAUUCUCUGUUUCCAUAUGUCAGGAUGAUGCAAAUAUUCCUGCUCAGGAUGGAUGCUCUCAGUGCUGACAUCAACCAACUCUUCGGUCACAAGUCAGAGAAAUCUCUCUCUAAAUGAGAGUGUCAUUUCUGUGGACAGUUUGACUUGAUGAAGGUAUGGCCCUGAGUGAUUUUGAGCAGCACGAAAGAAACAUAUCUGCAGGUUGUGGGACUUACCUUCGUGUGUUCUGCUUUUGCAUUUGGGACUUUCAUUAGUCCCACCCAAGAUUGUUUAGCUCCCCAACAUACAAGGUCACAUAGGUUUCAAGGAGAUGGACAGAUUUUCUUUAUAUACAUUUAAAAAAAUACAUGACUGGCUAAAACUGAACUUUCUAAAUACUUGUUUUAGAUAGAUAAUAUUGGGGCACCUGGGUGGCUCAAUUCAUUAAGUGUCUAAUUUCAGCUCAGGUCAUGAUCUCACAGUUCGUGAGUUCAAGCCCCACAUUGGGCUCUCUGCUGUCAUCCAGGAGCCUGCUUAGGAUCCUCUGUCUCCCUCUUUCUCUGCCCUUUACCUGCUCAUGCUCUACAUCUCUGUCUCUCAAAAUAAAUAAAAAACAUUAAACAUUAUUUAAAAAGAUAGAUAAGUGUGUUUUAUUAGGAAUCUGAACACUAAUGUUUUUGUUUGUUUGUUUGUUUGUUUGUUUGCAUAUCUCUGUCCUGUAGAGAAAGAAUUUUGGUUCUAAUUGCUAUUUAUAUUAAUAAUUGGUUAUUGGGAGAAUACCUUAACUGGGGUCAAAGUUCUAUUUUAACAAUGAAGAGGUGAUGUCUGUAUCCAUGCCUCAGAUCUGAUCUUCCAUAUAUUUUCAGUGUCAUUUCUGAUCUCUCCUCCAUCUCUAAGGCUUUUGGUAUUCUAUAUGAUCUAGUUCAAGAUCACAAUAAGGUUAGGUCAUUCAUGUUUUAAAAAUCUCAUUUCGAAUAAUUACAUCUACAAAAUUGACAAAGAACAAUUUCAUCAUAAAAGGGAUAGCGAGCUAUUUUUGGAGUUUCAAAGCUUUGUGAUGGGGCAACAAGGAGAAAAUUUGUAAAAUAAUAUUUCAAUGGCACCUUCCUAUGAUAUUGCUUUGUGUUCUAUUUGUUAUAGUCCCAGUAAUUGUCCUACCCUGCACAAUUCAUAGAACAAAAGAAUCCGAAAAUGUUUCCUGCAUAGUGCUCCUGUCUAAGGAGAUGAACUACACUAUUACAUCAUUUUUUGAUGCCAUGUCUGAGCAGGCAGCAUAAAUUGUUCAGUUUUGGGUUAACAAAUCUCCAAACAUACAUAGGUGUGGUUGGAAGAUUGAUGAGUAUGAGGAAGAUAUGACCCAAAGGAUGUGAAACAGGAUUUUGAUAUUAUUUAUUUAUUAGUUAUUAUUUAUUAAAGGAACAGUAAGUAUCUACAGAAAAAGCAGCUAGAGAUGAGGUGAACAGUGAGAAGAAAACACAAAAUGGUCUUGUACAGGAGGAGGUGCUAACCAGAAUGGUUCCUAACUGUGUUCGUUUUUCACACCUGACUUUAAGUAAGAGCUGUGUCCCUAGUCCUGUAUGACAAGGAUGUGGGCAUUUCAGUUUUACUGAGAAAAAUGGAACAAAUAAUCUCAAAAGUCUGUCUUACUUUUUGACGUUAAUGAAUAGCACAGUUUGAGGAGAGCAUGAAAUCCCCAAAUCCAUUAGAGUUGAGAAGACUAAGCUGUAUUUUUCUAACACAAAAUGUUUAGAUGUGCAGCACACUGUCUACCAAUUAUUUCAUUGUGCAUCUGAGGGCAGACUAGGAAUCCAGCUCUAUUUAGCUGAAAGCUGAUCCAAAGGAAUGUGGGAAUGGUUUCAUUGCAGGUGUUAAAAUCACCUGAUCAACCCAUAUUUCCUCCUUCAUUUGGCUUUUAAAAUAUAGAUACUAUUUGGGGGUGCCUGGGUGGCUCCAUCAGUUGAGCAUCCAAUUCCUGAUUUCAGCUCAGGUUGUGAUUCUUGGGGUCGUGUGAUUGAGCCCCAUGUUGGACGUGGAGCCUGUUUGACAUUCUGUCUUUCCCUUUGCCCCCCACCCACGUGCAUACGCAUGUGCACACAGCCUCUCUCUUUCUCUAAAAACAAACAAACAAAAAUAAGUAUAGAUGAUAUUUCUAGUUUCUUAAUCUACCAGGAGUCUAAACGGAGACUUUACGACUGUAGAAAACAGGCAUAUCUGGAUAUCAAUUAUUUUGCAUGUAAAUUAUUUUUAAAAUCAAGGCAAUUGACUUUAGAAAUAAAUAUACUUCUGAUGGGUUAAAAAUAGUUAGCUGACAUAUCCAUGCAAAGUAUUUAAGCAUUUGCAGGAUACUUUAGUAAAACACUUGGCUCUAAAGCACCCAGAUAAUAAUAAAUGCUAAAAUUAAUAAAAGCAACAAUAGAGCAGGUCCUCCUUAAUGAGUGUUUGAAUACUCCCCCAUCUGUGAUGUUCUUAAUUCUGUAGGCAGUUAGAUAUCCCAAAUAUAUAUGUGCAUGGAAGUGGUGUGAUUAAAUUUGUGUUUUAGGAUGAUUAUUCUAGCAUUGAGUGUAGGGUGGAGGGCAUGUGAAGGAAAGUACAUUUGUUUCUCUGUCUCUUCUGGGGAAGAGCUCGUGUUGUGAUACCUAGUGCUGAAUCCUGCUGUAGUCCAACUACCAAUAACAGUUUAUAAGUUCCUCAUAAGUUAUCUACAUUUGGCCUUAAAUCUACUUGUGAGUUAUGCAGUGUUAUCACAUUUCAUAUGUAAAAGCUUAAGUCUCUAACCCGAAUCACAUAUUUGGUAUGUCAUAAGAGAAGAUUCAUAUCCAGCUUCUCAAAUUCCAGAUCUGUGCAUGAGACACUAGCCAUGUUUGUACUAUACAUCUGCCACUUCUGAAUCUCUGUCUCUCUCUCUCUCGUUGUUGUUUAUUCCUUUUAUCAUGUUUAUUGUAGUAGAUAAUGUAAGGUUGUUCUUGACUUUGAAUCAUGUUGAUCUUUGUUGUCUAUCACUUCAUCCCUCCAUUGUAACCUAUAAUCCUCUGUUGCCCUGGAAACUGUGGUAAGUUGAAAAGAUACAUAGCUCCUAAAAUUGUACUGCAUUAUCUCUAGGCCUCCAAGAAAUCCCUAAGACUAUCUGCUUAUUUUGAAGGAAUGACUUGUCUCUCUUAUGGAGAAUGCAUAUUAGGAUCAAACCUAUCAUUGUGAUGCACACAUGAUCAGAAACAUCUGGCUAAGGCUGACAGGUUGUAUUCAAUAUGCAUUCUUUUAAGAAGUUAUUUUUAUGGUUCUUGAAUUCAGUAGUUUCUGCUAUUUCUGUCUCCUUCUGCAGAUUAAUAAUCCUAUGUUUUUUAAUGGACACAGAUAACCAGAUGUGGGUGAAAGAGUUCAUUCUCCUUGGUCUGUCCAGUGACUGGGACACACAGGUCUCACUCUUUGUCCUCUUCUUGAUCAUGUACUUGGUGACAGUGCUGGGGAACUUCCUCAUUGUCCUUCUGAUCAGACUGGACAGCCGACUCCACACUCCUAUGUACUUCUUUCUCACCAACCUCUCCCUUGUUGAUGUCUCUUAUGCCACAAGUAUUGUUCCUCAGAUGCUGCCGCAUUUUCUUGCAGAACAUAAAGCAAUCCCAUUUGUGAGCUGUGCAGCCCAGUUAUUUUUCUCCUUGGGCUUGGGUGGGAUUGAGUUUGUUCUACUGGCAGUGAUGGCCUACGACCACUAUGUGGCUGUGUGCGACCCCCUGCGAUACUCGGUCAUCAUGCAUGGAGGGCUCUGUACUAGGUUGGCCAUCACAUCCUGGGUCAGUGGUUCUCUCAACUCUCUCAUGCAGACCAUCAUCACCUUUCAGCUGCCCAUGUGCGCAAACAAGUAUAUUGAUCACAUAUCCUGUGAACUCCUAGCUGUGGUCAGACUGGCCUGUGUGGACACCUCCUCCAAUGAGAUCGCGAUCAUGGUUUCUAGCAUUGUCUUGCUGAUGACACCCUUCUGCCUGGUCCUCUUGUCUUACACUCAGAUCAUCUCUACCAUCCUGAAGAUCCAGUCGAGAGAGGGAAGAAAGAAAGCCUUCCACACCUGUGCGUCUCACCUCACAGUGGUCGUACUGUGCUAUGGCAUGACCAUUUUCACCUACAUCCAGCCCCACUCCAGCCCUUCUGUCCUUCAGGAGAAGUUGAUUUCUGUCUUCUAUGCCAUUCUGAUGCCCGUGCUGAACCCCAUGAUUUAUAGCAUAAGGAAUAAGGAGGUGAAGGGUGCCUGGCAGAAACUAUUAGGACAGUUAUCUGGAUUAACAUCAAAACUGGUAACUUGAUGAAUCCUAAGCAUUAGCUAGAGAAAAGAGCUUUGCCUGUGUUUUUUCCCACUUAAUUCAGAUAUGGCAGGCAUCACCUGCAUUGCCCUGGCAACCAGGAAGGAGAUGCUGACA